Molecule: messenger RNA, 4160 nt
Organism: Myotis davidii
Lineage: Eukaryota; Metazoa; Chordata; Mammalia; Chiroptera; Vespertilionidae
Gene: COLGALT2
Product: collagen beta(1-O)galactosyltransferase 2
Exons: 11
Coding region: 127-1647 (506 amino acids)
Molecular function (GO): procollagen galactosyltransferase activity
Source: RefSeq, a predicted model, not a curated record
CCUGACCUGUUGUGCUUUCUCUCGUGCAGGGCAGCCACUGAUCACAAUGUGGAUAACACAACAGAAAUCCUCAGGGAGUGGCUGAAGAAUGUACAGAGGCUCUAUCACUACGUGGAAUGGAGGCCCAUGGAUGAGCCUGAGUCUUAUCCUGAUGAAAUUGGUCCAAAGCACUGGCCGGCCUCCCGGUUUGCCCACGUGAUGAAACUACGACAGGCAGCGCUUCGAACUGCGAGGGAAAAAUGGUCAGACUACAUUCUGUUCAUAGAUGUUGACAACUUCCUGACUAAUCCACAGACCCUCAAUCUACUGAUUGCCGAAAACAAAACCAUCGUGGCCCCCAUGCUGGAGUCUCGGGGCCUGUACUCCAAUUUCUGGUGCGGAAUCACACCUCAGGGCUUCUAUAAACGGACCCCAGACUACCUUCAGAUCAGAGAAUGGAAGAGGACGGGCUGCUUUCCCGUCCCCAUGGUCCACUCCACACUCCUGAUUGACCUCAGGAAGGAAGCCUCUGACAAGCUCAUGUUCUAUCCCCCGCACCAGGACUACACCUGGACCUUUGAUGACAUCAUCGUCUUCGCCUUCUCCAGCAGGCAAGCAGGCAUCCAGAUGUACCUCUGCAACAGAGAGCACUACGGCUACCUGCCCAUCCCCUUGAAGCCCCAUCAGACCCUGCAGGACGACGUCGAAACCCUCAUCCACGUGCAGAUAGAAGCAAUGAUUGACCGUCCUCCAAUGGAACCCUCCCAGUUUGUCUCAGUUGUCCCUAAAUACCCAGACAAGAUGGGAUUUGAUGAGAUUUUCAUGAUAAAUCUCAAACGCAGGAAGGACCGGCGGGACCGCAUGCUACGCACCCUGUAUGAGCAGGAGAUCGAGGUCAAGAUCGUUGAGGCUGUGGAUGGAAAGGCGCUCAACACCAGCCAGCUGAAGGCCCUGAACAUUGACAUGCUGCCUGGGUAUCGAGACCCCUACUCCUCCAGGCCUCUGACCAGGGGUGAAAUCGGCUGCUUCCUUAGCCACUACUCUGUCUGGAAAGAGGUGAUUGACCGAGAGCUGGAGAAGACUCUUGUUAUUGAGGAUGAUGUGCGUUUUGAACAUCAGUUUAAGAAGAAGCUGAUGAAACUGAUGGAUGACAUUGACCAGGCUCAGCUGGAUUGGGAACUGAUUUAUAUUGGUAGGAAGAGGAUGCAAGUAAAAGAGCCGGAGAAGGCGGUGCCCAACGUGGUCAACCUGGUUGAAGCCGACUACUCCUACUGGACGCUGGGCUACGCCCUCUCUCUGGAAGGAGCACAGAAGCUGGUUGGAGCUGAUCCUUUUGGGAAGAUGCUGCCAGUGGACGAGUUCCUGCCAAUCAUGUACAACAAGCAUCCUGUAGCUGAGUACAAGGAGCAUUACAAAUCCAGGGACUUGAAAGCCUUUUCUGCAGAACCCUUGCUCAUCUACCCCACACACUACACAGGCCAGCCGGGGUACCUGAGUGACACGGAGACCUCGACCAUCUGGGACAAUGAGACAGUGGCCACUGACUGGGACAGGACACAUUCCUGGAAGUCCCAGAAGCAAGGCCACAUCCACCACAAUGCCAAGAACACAGAGGCCCUGCCACCGCCAACCUCCCUGGACACCGCGCCUUCGAGGGACGAGCUAUGAAGGCUCCACCCGGACGGCAUUCACCACCCUUUGGUUUCUCUGAUGGGCUGUCCAUCUGUUUGCCUCGGCUUCUUCCUAUGGUCACAGUCAUCUAACCCAAGUGAUUGAUCCAAAUUAAUACAUUUUUGAGAGGGGAGGGGAAAUUAGAAAAUUAAAACCCAAAUUUCCUAGGAUGGCUAGAAGGUAGGCUUUAUUGCGCCCAUUAAGAUAAACUUUAAUGUAGACGCCUAGUCCUUUAAUUACCCAUUGAUACUGAUUCUCACAUUAAGGUUGAAAGUAUGGCUCAGAGACUUGUCCAAGAGGAAGGUGAUCACCACAGUGUCACAUCAGUGAAUGGGUGGGCAACCUGCCACGCCCACUGAGGCCACGUCCAUUGGUCUAGUGAGCCCAUUUCAUGUCAUAGGUGUGACCUUAACAAGUUUUGGGGGGAUCAAAUAGUUUAAAAUCAAAUUGGGCUUUUUGUUGAAAGGAAUUGUCAUGAGCCUUAUUGCAAAGCGAAUUUUCUAUCCAAGUCCUCGCUGUCCAACAGGGAUGGGUGUUGGGUCUGUCUGAGCCUUGGCCUUUGACUAUCGUGGCAGCCGGAGCUCUCGUAAUGAGGCUCCAGUGGGCCAUGUGGGUAGCUUAGUAGAUAUUUGGGGGUUUGUGUAACUAUUUGAGGAAAAAAGAACUCAAACUUUGGCCUUUUUAUUGUGGUCAUUGGAAUUAAGAUGCUCUAUUUAUGAAGAUAAAUUUAAUAUAUAAGGGGGGAGGGCUGGUUCUGACUUCUGUCCCAGGGUUUCAGCACGUCAGACGCUCCCCUCCACCCCUGCAUGGGAAUGAAUUGCAGGUGUAAGUUUCAUGAGUUACUGUUAAGAGGCAGCAACUGUCCUUGCCCAAGUUUCAGUCUAGUUUGAAUUAUUUAUUUUACAAAGUAAGGGGGGGAUAUCUGUGUGAUAAGGCAGAGAAACAGAUGUUUUGAACUUCAUCGUGUUUGAAGACUAAACACAAUGGCACCCUGGGGAGCGGUCAGUGUAGACACAUCGGUUCAAUCGUCCGGUUCUCCUGCAUUUCCCAGACAGACUCAUGCCGAGUGGGAGAUUCUAACCGUCCGGAAACAAGUGAUCCAGGUGAGAGACGUUGGUCAGAAACAACGGACUGAGCAACUGAUUGAGGCCAACCACCAGGGAAGCUUCAGGUGGAGUCAGGAUCUGGACAACCUCUGCUUUCUCCAGAUGGAUUUUCUGUCGAAGGCGGAGUUGGACUGCAUCAUCUCUUCCAGCUCCACCGUCUGUGAUCUCCAGCUGUCCCUUGACAGUUUGCUUCAGGUUUAUGUUCUGGUGCCGCAAACAGUAGAGCUUCGCCUCUGGAAUAGCCUCCCCAGCAUUCUGUGCGCACACUCAGUGACCUGAUGUUCGAGCAGAACCCAUGGGCAGGGCUGCUGCGUGUGACAGCUGGGUGCUCCCUGGUGAGGGCCCGGCUGCAGGACAAGGCAGCUCGCCUUCCACAGAAUAGCAGUCUUGGCCUCCCUUCUUGAAUUACCGCUGAUAAUCCUCUACAUAGACUAGACUAAUAAGCCAGGAAACUGAGGCUGACUCCAUUUUUACUGCUUAGACAAACCAUCAGAGCUUGACUCUUUUUUUCUAGAAACAAAACAGGAAGAGCACCUGGAGAGCUUGUGAAAACUCCUUAGGUGAUCCCGAAGGUUCCUUGGGUGUCUUGUAUUUUGUUCGUGUAUUUUAGUGUGUGCGAGUGUGUGUAACGUUCAUAAUACUCUUUAAUGGGGUGGGAGGUGGCUGGGGUAUUGGGAGUGGAGGAGGACUGAGUUGUUUGUGUGGUUUUGUUUAAUAGAGAACAUUUUUUUUUUUUUUGCCUCCAUCAGCUGGUCUGAUGGGUUUCCGAAUUCCCAUUCUUAAAAGACAUUGGUCUUAAACUCUAGAAUUUUAGCUUAGGGCUGUUGUACUGUGAAGAAAGUUCUGGCUCUCUUAGCCCAGCCAUUGCCUUUCCCUGCUCAGGUCUGGAAUCCCAAGCGAUGUUCCUUUGUUGUGAACAUUGCGAACUGCAGACCCAGCAUUCCUUUAAAAAGUUGUCUCUUCAGCAACCCAGGGCUUCCUUGACCUCAUCGUUCUUUCCGCCUCCCCUCUAGUCUUGAGUCAAGAAUUCUGACCUUUGCAGUGUCAGAGGCUCUGCCUCCAACCGUGGCACCUGUUCUCUGCCUCUGGCCAUCAAACCCCACCUGGAUCCCCGGUCUGGAUCUUGGGAUCUGAGGUGGAAUCUUCUGGACAGACGAUGGUGACCUCAGUCAUGCUAGUGCUGCUGAGUGUGGGCUGAGCGACCACGCUUGCAGAGGACACACCGCAUGGUCUUUCUGUGGGGUCCCUGGGCCCCUGCGGGGACUCUUUACAAUGAUGAAGAGCCAGCAUCCCAGCGCCCUACCCUGUCUGUCAUGCUGUGUCAUUUCCAGAGAGGAUGUGAUAAACUACUACUUGCCUUCUAGAGCUCUUUGUGAAAAAUUAAAAAAAAAUAUUUUGGCUCAA